Messenger RNA from Phalaenopsis equestris, 1290 nucleotides. RefSeq names its product dnaJ homolog subfamily C member 2. Gene Ontology annotation, biological process: 'de novo' cotranslational protein folding; regulation of translational fidelity. Gene Ontology annotation, cellular component: cytosol. Gene Ontology annotation, molecular function: Hsp70 protein binding; ribosome binding. The record is from RefSeq and is a predicted model, not a curated record. The coding region runs from base 62 to 997 and encodes 311 amino acids. NCBI's taxonomy places the organism in Eukaryota, Viridiplantae, Streptophyta, Magnoliopsida, Asparagales, Orchidaceae. The transcript has 2 exons.
GGUCCUGAUCCGUUCUUCUUCAGGGGUUUCAUUGCCUCUCGUAAGGGUAACUGUCAACGAAAUGGAGUUCAUCGAGGAGGACUCGAGGCCUCGAUUCCUCUUUCAAGCUCGCUCCCCCCUCACCUCCGCUCCUCUACCUGAAACGCAAAAGAUCUCCAAGCUUCACGCAGCAUGCUGUUUCUCUGCCUCCGCCGUCCUCUUCACCACCGUCUUCUUACUUAAUUCGAGCUCCUCCAUCUUAUUCACCAUCUUGCUCUGGAUCUCCCUCUCCCUUAUCGUUGCGCCGUUCGCUCCACCUUCCAAUACCGGCGGAGAUCCUCGCGUUGGGCGUGGCGGCCCCCUUCCUUCUCUCCCCAAACAAACCGAACCCGAGGAGACCCGGCGGCGUCCAGCUUCCCGGUGGAACCCUAAACCCACUAUUCCUUCAUUAUCUCCGGUUGGAUCACUAAACCCUAAACCUGUAGAGAAAAGAGGAGAAGAUCCAGCAGGUCAUGAGGGCGAAACGGCGACUAAGGAAUCGAAUCGGCUAGAGGAAUGGACUGUUGAGGAUUUCGAGAUUCUCAAGCGCCAGAUCUCGAAGCAUCCCGCUGGGGCGCCUGGGCGAUGGGAGCGAGUCGCCGAGGCAUUCAAGGGGAGGCAUGGGGUGGAGAGCGUGAUCCGAGCGGCUAAAUCUUUGGCAGAGAGGCGGUCCCCUGGGGACGACUCCUUCGCCCAGUUUUUGAAGCAGAGAAAGCCUCUGGACAAGCGUGUGGAUGCUUUAAAUGCUGACUCUUCCGGGAGUGGGAUUGGUGGCGAUUCUGUUGUUGUUGGGAAUGAGGGAUGGAGCUCUGCAGAAGAUAUUGCAUUGCUUAAUGCGUUGAAGGCGUUUCCUAAGGAUGUAGCAAUGAGGUGGGAGAAGGUCGCUGCGGCGGUGCCAGGGAAGUCGAAGGGUGAGUGCAUGAGGAGGAUGGCCGAGUUGAAGAGGGAAUUUCGAAGUUCAAAGACUUCGGAUAGCUAAUCUGUUCUACAUUCCCAAUGCGGGAGCUCAACUUUGAGGAUGAAGAUUUGUGGAACCAUUUGAAGUUGGUGACAUCUAACUAGUUGAUUGCUAUUACUCAUUUUGUCUUCUCUUUUACCCCUCCUUCAUAUCAUUGACAUUGGUUGUUUGGUCAUUCUUCUCCCAAUAAACUUUGAGAUUAUACUUUUAUUUCCUCUAAGCUUUAAUAUUUUGCCCAUCUUUUCGUUAAAAACCAUUAUGUAUUCUUUCCUAUCUCAUCUUUUGCAUAUUGUUUAUUCAAACAUUUGAGACCU